CCAAACCGCCCGUUUGGCCGGCUCUACUGGUAACAAAGCGAAAAUGGAGAAACAGAUAAAUAGUAUGAAAAGGAAACGGCGAAAGAAGGGGGCGCCGUCGUCACUUUCCGUUCACGUUGCCGGUAAAAAUCUGUUCGGUGUAAUGUUAGCAUCUCUUUGUAAUCAUCAACGUGAUUCGUCUGAGUCUACCCCGAUUCUCACUCACUGCUUGAAUCGUCUAUCUGUCACUCUAAUCUCAGAAUCCCCUAAUCCUUUUAUCUCGCUGUGCCCGCUUUUACUCCGUUCCAAGAGUGAUGAAAUAGUAAUAAGUAGCUUGGAGAUAAUAGGUGCAGCAUGUCUGUAUUCACUGGAGCUGAAUGAGAAAUUCGCUAUAGAUGACGAAGUAAUUAAGGGCUUGAUAAACGUGGUAGGAAAUUCCAAGAGGAAAAAGGUUGUAGCAUUGGCUGGCUGUAAUGCUACUCUUGAUUUGUCCUCUACUUCUAUUGCUAGACGCCGCCUUCUUCAAUUCUCCGCGCUUGAAUGUUUCACUUCUCAGUUCAAUCAGGUCCCUAAGUGUUCUGGAGUUCAGUUGCGCCUAUACAAAGAAGAAAAGGGCAGUUCUAGCUGUGUUAGAAUUGGAUUUAAGGAAGAUAAGUAUCUGAUAUUGCUUCUUCAUACUAUAGUUGCCCUCCUAAAUACUUGUACAGCUGAGCAGCUGGAGAGAAUCCCGAAGAACAUUUCUAAAAUUUUAGUUGUUUAUUUGAAAAGUCUAUGGGUUGAAAUACAAAAACAGAUGUUACUUGGCAGCAUUCUAAAGUCCAGGCUGACGAGAGAGUUCUGUUUGAGCAAGAUUACUCCAAAUAAUCUGGCGGAAAGUAUUUUCAGACUCUCUGUAAAUGAUCAGCAUUGGGUCACAGCUGCCAACCAUGAGAAGGUUAUAGGAGGGAUCUUUGAUUUAGGCGAGACCAGUUUUGAAUGUUUUAUGCUGAAUAACUGGGAGGCAUCACCUUUGCAUAUGAGGGGGCAUUUGAAAUCAGUAAGUAACAUUUUCAGUUCUUUUAUUGAAAUUGUAAGGCCUGAAUAUGGAUUUCCUACAUUUCUUUCUCCAGUGCUUCAAAAAUGUGUUUCAACUCUUCCUAUCUAUUCAGAUGAACUAGACAUUCUAACUUUCUUAGAGAAUGUCAAAGAUUAUUUGGGCUGUCCCAUAAUUUACCAACAAGACAUCAGGGUAUUGAAAACAGACAGCGGCAGAGAGACUCAUUUUUUCUCGGGGCAUUUAGACUCUUGCUUCCCCCAGGCACCUCAUGUUCUGUAUUUCAACGAUAUUUUGAGAUGUGAGGCAGCAUUCAAGGAGGGUUAUUCAAUUGCUAUGCGUGGCAUGGAGUUCCGUUUUAAGAGUAUUGCUGCUGUUGCAGAUGAUUUAGCAUCUUUUUUUGGUCAGCCAUCAGUGGGUGUGAAUAUGUAUCUUACACCACCUGAUUCCCAGGGACUGGCUUGUCACUAUGAUGACCACUGUGUGUUUGUCUGCCAACUUAUUGGAACAAAAAACUGGAAGAUAUUUCAUCGUCCAAGUCUUCAGUUACCUCGCCUGUAUGAGCCUAUUAAUAAGUUAGAGAAUGAAGAGAUGACGACGGAUAGGUUCAAUCAAGUUUUGCUGAAAGAAGGUGAUGUUCUGUAUAUUCCCAGAGGAGUCCCUCAUGAGGCAUGUACAGUUAACGAAGAUGAGUCUGAUGGAAAUGCAGGUUUUUCCUUGCAUCUAACGCUUGCUAUUGAAGUUGAGCCUCCAUUUGAGUGGGAAGGAUUCAUUCAUGUUGCACUCUAUCAUUGGGGUCAAACUCAGUACCUCUGCAGCUAUACAUCCGCUGAUGCAUUAUCCUUAGAUCUGAGUGUGCUAGCUGUAAAUCUAAUGCAUAUCGUAAUCAAGACAGUUGCUGCCACAAAUGCUACCUAUAGAAAGGCUUGUUUAGUUGGUGCAAAUUUGUCGUCUUCAGUCAGUGAAGGUGGGCUUGAUGUGAAUCACAAAACUACUUUCAGGCAUUUGCUCGAUACAGUCAAUAAAGAGUCUAGGUUUACAGAUGCAAUAAGUAGGGUUGAAGCGGCUGUGCAGAAUCACGAAGAUCCCUUACUCGACAUUAGAUGGCUACAGCAUCUCAGCAGCGAAGGGGAAAUGGUUGAAGGAUCAAAAUGGAACAGCCCUUUCAUAGAGACUGGGGCCUAUUCCUACCUAGUAGGUCAGCAUAUAGACAAGGCGGAAUCUGUAUUCACACAUGCUAGCUCUAAAUUCAGUAGUGAAGUAAUAUUUGAGAAUGUAGAACAUAGCUAUAAGAUGCUGCUUGAGAAGUACAAGCGUGCAAGAAACCAGUACAGGGAUGGGAUGCUUUCGCUGCAUUGUAAUUGACAGUUCAUACAGGCUAACCUUAAUUUAUAAUUUUGACUUACAUGAUCAAAUUACUUUUCAAGUCGGUAUGGUGCCUUUGUUUGCAGGCAAGGAAGGGGAGACAUAGUAUUAUGCUGAUCACAUGCAAUAACCACACAAACCGAAAAGGACGGUUGGCAAUUAUAGGUAUAGCUUAAAUUUCCAAGUUAAAUUCCUGUAAGCUCAUAUAGAGAUCACCACUCAUCCAGUAAACCUGGCAGGUACGUUUUGCAUCAGGUAACUUGAAAUUUUGAUGUUUCAACUUUUUAUUUCAACUCCAAUCACGUUCAACAGUAGAACUGAAACUGGAGUGGUUUAAAAUAUUAUCAUCGACAUCUUAUCCACAAUCAAACAUAAUACUUGUAAUGAUGCUGUUGUAUUGAUAGAGUUUCUAUAUCGACAAUUUGACAUAUAUGUAACAGUUUUUGAAUGAUAUCAAAGCCAUUUCACAUGUAGUAAUUGCUCUUAUCUUGUCCACUAUUUGAUAGAGAGUUUCCUGCCCAUAUAAAAGCGGACAGAGUAAGAGUGGACUACUAUAGUAAUAUACCACCUAGAGCAUGGCCUGUAUAUAAUAGCCUAUGGUCUUGGAUGCUUUGGGGUUGGAUUUGGGUGAGUUGUUACCCCAUGAUAAUCAAUGUGGUAAACAAGCUCUCGCUCAUCGUCAACACUUGCAGACUCAUUUCGCAAGGAGUCAGGUUGGAUUGUAACUUUUGCUGUCUCUUUUGGAAGAACCUGCAUCGUGAUGCACAAUUAGACCUUGCUGAUCAAAUGGGAAACGAUACUCAGAAAAACAGAGGCGGCGUUAAAUAUUCAUACCUUUAUCUUGUGAUCUGCAUCUUGUUGCCUCGAGUGUAAUAUUCUGAGAUCUCUAAUGGGUCGACGUCCCAGGAGGUGAAACUGAGCAGAAGCAUCGUCAACAGCAUCAGCAUUCAUUUUUUGGAGACAAAUAGCAGCUGUGAGAAAACAGAAGAGAAGAGUGUGCCAAGAGCUCAUCAUUAUUAGAGCAAGAAGUUAGAGUAGAGUUAAAGAGGAUUUGUAAGCAGUGCAAGCACAAGAUACAGUCACUGUAUAUAUAGAGAGAUACAAUAAUUAAUCAGAGGUGGCCCUAUAGAAAGGUCCUGUCCAGGCCCAUGCUUAUGAUGCUUACCGGUUUGCCAGAAAUGAAAUGAUAAGCAAGAAUACCUGAAGGAUGAAGCAUCUGUUUUUCUGCUGUCUCUUGAACAUAUAAGCCUACUUGUGUUAUAUUAUGAGACUUUCGAAUUUCGUCAGUUAAAAAAUAUUCGUCUUGGAAUGAUACGGUUUCGCUUAUCUGCUUUGAACCCAAGUUGUAAAAUGCUAUGGACAUCAAGUAAAAUAAAUGUUGAUUUUAUUCUCUC
Daucus carota subsp. sativus is the source of this 3771-nucleotide messenger RNA. RefSeq lists its product as uncharacterized. The transcript is spliced from 4 exons. Gene Ontology annotation, molecular function: histone H3K4 demethylase activity; histone H3K36 demethylase activity. The record is from RefSeq and is a predicted model, not a curated record. The coding region runs from base 44 to 2377 and encodes 777 amino acids. NCBI's taxonomy places the organism in Eukaryota, Viridiplantae, Streptophyta, Magnoliopsida, Apiales, Apiaceae. Gene Ontology annotation, cellular component: nucleolus.